Molecule: messenger RNA, 1851 nt
Organism: Linderina pennispora
Lineage: Eukaryota; Fungi; Kickxellomycota; Kickxellomycetes; Kickxellales; Kickxellaceae
Exons: 2
Coding region: 1-1851 (616 amino acids)
Source: RefSeq, a predicted model, not a curated record
AUGCCUGCCAUGGCUCAGUCGACGCUCGAAUUCAGGGUAGACACGGACUUGCUCAAUCCAAGGUUUGAAGGGUACCAGCUGCGGUUGCUGGACGAUGACACAGCAAUCCGGUCAUUUGCUCUGGGGUCUGACCCAGUACAGCCGCGACAGCUCCCAAGCAACACCCACCUCACUUAUGAUGAGACAUCGCACCGCGUGCGUUUUAACCAUCUGUUCCCAGGGCCACUGCGCGACACAUUCAUGUAUAUCGACAAGGGCGGCUGCCUCAAUAUGAUGCAUGUAGGUAGGGAUGACGUGCAAGCAACGCGCAUGUUUGUAAUUCCUGAGCCUGAAGCGUCAUCGGCCAUCGGUGGAUACCCGUCGGCGUUUGCGUUAAGCCAAGAUCUGGUGCUUGUGUUUGACGGGUUUGAAGACGUAUUCAUACUGCGGCGAGCGACCGGCGACCAGCAGCAGAAAUCGGAAUGGCGAGCAAUGGGCAGGUUCACUAUUGGUCAGGGCCACGUGGUUGCGGGCAGCACAGACAGCAGGAGCGCGAUGUUCCAGUACACAGUGCUGGCAGCACAUCUGAAACAAAAGCCGCCACAUGGCACUGUCCGCAUGUUUGUCUGCCACAGGGUACCGACUCCCACGCUCACCACCAGCGCCGAGAAGCACCAGCUGCGCAGCAAUUCGCGCUUCUGCAUCGAGUCACAUGAGGUGAAAAUUCCGCCAGCGGAACAUGGCGCUGAGCAACUGACCUUGCUGUCUUCCGUUUCCCACACGCUGACGAGCCACGCAAUCCCGCUCUAUUGUCAAGUGGUGCCUGGCACUGAUAAUUACUUGCUUGGCGUCAAAGGGGGCAUUGUCGCCGAGGAUACCGAGCUUGGCUCGGCCACCGGUACGCCUGGAGCUCUGAAUGCCGAACUGGAGCUGGCCUGUGCAUCGCCCUACUACUGGAUGCAGGAGCCUGCUGAUGUUACUGUUUGCAUUCAGCUUCCAGCACCAGUAACGGCCUCCCAAAUUUCCUGCUCAAUGACCAGCCUAGGGCUGACCCUCGAGUUUAUGCACGCACCCGAGUGCUCACACAUCGGGUACACGGAGGAGCGGUUCUUUGACGAGAUCGACGCCGAUUCAUCUGUCUGGACGCUGGAGAACGGGCAACUACUGACACUGUAUCUGGAAAAAUCCAAGCCGAACGUGCGUUGGGCCACUGUGUUUUCCUGGGACGACGGGGUGCCGGAGACUAUGGACAGAAACGAGUUUGCACAGAUUCGCGAGCGGCUGGAGAAGUACACGUCCAGUGACCUAGACAGCCGCAGCCGUUCCCACGCCCCCUUGCCAGCAGCAAUCAGCUCCAUGGACAUGGACGAUGACGAUCUGGACAACGAGGACUCUGGGAUCGUGUUCUCUGUACGCGACGCUGCAUCGGGUGCGGACCUGGCCAGCAGCGUUGGGGCGACAACUGACUGGCUGUGCCCGUGUCUGCCCGCUGCCGUGGAGCCGGGCUGUCCUGCUGAGCUGCCGCCAGUCUGCUUGCAGUCAGAUGUUGAUGCGGUGAUCUUUGCGUUCUCACGCUCGCCAGUGCCUGCUCCCCGCCAUACAUGCACAUUCCCAGCCAUGGCCUUUAUCCAGGCAAGCAAGCGUGAAAAGAGGCUUAUGUACACUGAUGCAGAAAUGCAUCUGGCGAUCCUAGCUGAGGCGCGCAGACGCAUAUAUGUGUACCGCCGUCCAGCCAAAGAUCAGGUGAACGCAGGCCAAAACAUCAUCGACAUCGACAACGGCCAGCAGCUGUUGGGGAUACAGGUUGUUGGUGAUAUAAUAGUUGUGCUAUGCGAGGACUGCGUGUGUCUGGUUGACGUCGGAUGUCUCUAA